GGCGAGGAAGCUACCAUUGUAACUUGGAUUGAAUCCAGUUACACAUACAUAUAUAUAUAUAUAUCUAUAUAUAGGCAAGCAAGUGUGUCACGGAGUGCCAUGGAGAUGGAGCAUUUGGUAGGGAAAGAUGCGGCGACACCCCAGGAAGGCACUGAUGCACUCAAGAAUGCGAUGCUGGCCAGUCUUCGAGAUGAUCCACCACAAGGCGCUGCCACACAUUCAAACACUCAGACGCGUGGUGGAGGAGUGGAAGAGUUGGCGGGGGCUUUGGAGGAGGUCAAGUCGCAGAUCGACUCCAAGAUUGGAUCCAAAAUUGGUGAAGUUAUGGAUGCCGUUAGAUCCUCGAUCUCCUCGCACGGGCAGAAGCUUUCGGCUGAAGUGGAGGACAUCAGGUCGCAGGUGGUGAAGCUUGAAGGGCAAAGCUCUAAAGCUGCGAAGUUGCAGGAUGCACACUUUUCCGAAGCAGAGGCACAGGUGGAAAAAAUGCUGGAGAGUGCUACUGAGAGCUUUGCAUCAAUGUUGGUGGCUACAAACCAGCAGUUGGACGCUGCCCUGGCAAAGCAGGAGGUGCUAGAGGAGGAGCUACGGCGUGUUGCUGAUGGCUCGGCAAUCCCCAGCUUGAUUCAGGGAGAUGCACUGCGAAUGCUGGAAAGGCUGAGGAAAGAACAGCGCCUGGAAGCGGCAGCACUCUGGGAGGCCAUUGGUGAGUUAGCGGAGCACAUCGGCGCUGAUGGGGCCAGCUUCAUCAAGGUUGCUCAGAAUGAGGCGGGACGGUCCAGCCAGCUGCAAGCAUCGCAUGGUGAGCAGGGAGCUUUUGGGAUGCAUCAAGCUCAAGGCAGACCCGCUACAGCCAAAUGAGAAGCUGGCAGUUGGAUGGGCUGCUAUGUCAGCCCUCAAUGACACCACCUUCGGGUUCCAACCUCAGGAAUCAUGCGGGCCUCGCCAAUGUGAGCGAGCGAAGAUCACCCACCAUGUUCUUGCCACCGAACGAA
Durusdinium trenchii is the source of this 992-nucleotide messenger RNA. NCBI's taxonomy places the organism in Eukaryota, Dinophyceae, Suessiales, Symbiodiniaceae. The record is from the annotation of a GenBank genome assembly.